AUGCACGUUAAAUAUGGGGAGGACUUUCAGUUACAGUUGGAGCAGCUCUUCAUCAAGAUCAAGUGUGACUUCAGAGGUCGACGUGAAGGACGAUUCGGGAUUCCCCAAAAGUGUUUGUGUGGUAGUGAUGUUGUGAUUUCCACCGCUCACGCUGGAACAGACCCUGUAAGAAGAUUUUACUGUUGCAACAGCAAUAACACAUUGGAUGGCCGCCACCACAUUAGAAAGUGGUGGGAUGAAGCAGCAAUGAUGGAUGAGGUCAAUGUGCUUAUUGAGAAAGUAGAUGAACUGUCAAAUAAAGUUCAAGUUGAGAGUGAUGCGAAUUUAAGUAACUUGAAUGGUUUUGUAUCUCGACCUGAAAUGGAGACACUUCGCCACAAUCUCCAAAAGGUUGUUGAAGAGAUUGAACAGCUGAAGGAAACUAUAAGAGACCCAAAUUUGGUGGAGAAGAUGAAAAAGUUGGAGAAGAGGGAUGCUCACAGGUCAGAGCUCCAGUUCAAGAUUGCUGUGGUGGUGAGUGUUGUUGUCAUAUUCAUGGCUUUGAUUAUCUGGUAUAUGAAGUAGAGGAGCUGUUUUAGUAUUGUCAGUUUGUAUGAUAUUAUUGUAUCUCGGUGUAGAGACCCUUAGUUUUGAAAACAUUGAAAGGGAUUUCUAAGUAUGAUUAUGGUUUGUAAUGACUUUGUUUGUAAUGAGCUGAUGGUUUGUAGUGACUUUAUUUGUAUUGAACUUAUGGUUUUUAUUGAACUUAUAGUUUUUAAUGACUUCAUUAUGUUUAA
This is a messenger RNA of Thlaspi arvense, 776 nucleotides long. The record is from the annotation of a GenBank genome assembly. Lineage: Eukaryota; Viridiplantae; Streptophyta; Magnoliopsida; Brassicales; Brassicaceae.